UGUUGCUGGAAACGAGCGUACCAGUUCGUGAGAUGUGCAAGACUGAAGUCUGAGCCGGGGAGUUCCUGCUUUUGCUUUCCUACGUUUGGUUACCUUCGUAGAGGUUUCUUUGGUUCAAGAUUGACACAGGUUGCUGUUUCCCAGUCCACCCGUUUGCUGCUGAACAAAGCCUACAGCUCACCAUGAUGCAGCUCAACGGCGAAUCGCACAACAAGCACUCCCUGCUCAACGUAAUGAACCGCUUCAUCGCCGCGGCCAACAACAUGGACGAGACCAUCAUGGUGCCCAGCCUGCUGCGGGACGUGCCCCUGGAGGACCAGGACGGCGCCGCCCCGGUGGUGAACCACAACAAUAACAACGAGGAGCUGGCAUACCACGGCAAGCAGAGGGACAUGUACGAGCAUUACCUGCUGUUGAAGUCCAUCAAAAACGACAUGGAGUGGGGCCUGCUGAGGAGGGACAUGAACGGGGGAGCCAGCUUUCUGGAGAUGGCGGUGAAGCGGGAGGGGCAGCAGCAGCAGAUUAACGGAGGGGCCCCCAUGGAGGACACCUCUGACUUGGAGAGCCAGUUUCACUACCACCUCCGGGGGCUUUUUGGGGUCCUGUCCAAACUCACCGUGCAAGCGGACCAUCUAACAAAUCGCUACAAGCGGGAGAUCGGUGGAGGCAACUUCAUCAGAUAAGAAUGGCUCUCUGCCACUAGAACUUCUUUGACUGUGCUGCAGACGAUGGUGAGAUGUUGUGAGAGGCUCAAGUGGUGGCUGAGCAAGUGGUCCCUCCUUGCUUGCUGUAGGCAGUGGGCCCUGAACUUCAGUGUGACUAACCUGUCAGCCACAUCUCGCCAUUCCUGUUUGCGCUGUAAAGUCACAACCCCCAUUGCUGCCAAAAAAUGGCCAUGUUCUGCAUUUCUCUGAAAGGUGGUUGUUGUGAUUCUCUGGGCCAUGUGGCCUGGUUUGAACUGGUUCGUCUUGGCAAGAGGAUCCCAGCGAUGUCUGCGGACACUCGGUGGAGUUGAACAAGUGCUGAUGGCACUCCAGUCAGAUGUAGACAAUUAGUCAUGGUUGACCCUUGGUUCCCUAAAUGGAGAGGUUUGCUUAUCCUACUUUUUUUUUUUUCUUUUUUUUUUUUUAAAUUCAUUUCAGGAUCCACUUCAUCUUGAACAUGCUCCACUUCCCUGAUGCAGUCAAAAUUGUAUGUGCAAAAUCAAUUCAUGAUAGAAUCUGUAAAUCUCAUAACUCUGUUUGAAGGGCAGUUUGCUGGGUAAUUCUGACCCUCCAUAAACUGAAAGUGGAUUCUUUUAUUCAGACUGUUACCUGAAGGUUGUUUCACAUUAGAUUUUUAGUUUUAUUUGGGGUUUUUUUUAUUAACAUUGAGUCCCUAAAGAGAUUGUGCCUUCUAAAUGGUUUUAUGUUAAAUUGGGUAAUUUGUAAAAUGUUGCUUUGAGCCAUACUCCAAAAUUGCACAAGAACCACUAGUCAACCUGAGACUGUUCAUUUGUGUCAUUGUCUCCAUUUUUGUCCUAGAAUUUCUAAUUUUUAUAUUUGUAACCUGUGAUCGAUAUGUAAUAUCAAUAAAAAGUUUAAACUCA
Molecule: messenger RNA, 1588 nt
Organism: Megalops cyprinoides (Indo-Pacific tarpon)
Lineage: Eukaryota; Metazoa; Chordata; Actinopteri; Elopiformes; Megalopidae
Gene: mid1ip1l
Product: MID1 interacting protein 1, like
Exons: 2
Coding region: 183-683 (166 amino acids)
Biological process (GO): regulation of lipid biosynthetic process
Cellular component (GO): cytosol
Source: RefSeq, a predicted model, not a curated record